AUGCGCCAUAACCACACUCGCACCUCCAGCCGUCUGGCCGACGUCGCCAGCAGGGCCAGCGACGAGGAAGGCGCGAGGACGGCCGUCAAAGUCGGUAUGUGCCGCCAUACAAUGCACCGCCCCAACUCCAACUCCCUCUUCUCCUCCAACAUGUCCUUACCUUACUGACCGUCGCGCUGCAGCUGUUCGGGUCCGACCGCCUCUGAAACCCACUGACCCUGGAUUCGACCUCAUACCACAGCGUUUCCGCGAGAGCACCUGCGAAGUCACACCACCCACGAACCUCUGCGUACAGUCACCCCAGGGCAGGAAGCUGUUUGUCUUCGACCGCGUCUUCGAUGAGGAUACCACGCAGGAGGGGGUUUGGGAGUAUGUCAGCGACGGUGUAUCGUCGUUCGUCAAGGGGUACAAUGUUUCCAUCCUCGCAUACGGCCAGUCCGGCGCCGGCAAGUCGUAUACGAUGGGAACUUCCGGCCCGGAGGAUCAGAACGACCAGGACGUGAGGGGUAUCGUGCCCAGAGCCGCACAUGCACUCUUCGAGAAGCUCAAUGGGACCACAUCGAAGCCGAGCGGUCUUCAGACUCCCAAGCGGUAUUCCACUCAAGCCCUACCGACCCUGGCCGCGAUGAAACAAGUCGCAGAUGCGGGAGCCAAGAAUUGGGAACUGAGGGCGACGUAUGUGGAGAUAUACAACGAGCAAUUGCGCGAUCUGCUCGUACCGGAGAACACGCCACUCCAGGAUCGCGCCCAGGUCGCGAUCCGAGAAGACACAAGGGGCCGCAUCAUGCUCACCGGUCUCACGCAGGUUCCAAUUAACUCUCCGGAGGAUUUGCUCAACGCGCUGAAUUUUGGAUCCGCCAUUCGACAGACAGAUGCCACUGCGAUCAACGCUCGCUCCUCACGCUCUCACGCUGUGUUCAGCUUGAACCUCGUUCAAAAGAAGUCAGACCAAGCUUCUGCACCCAUACCGCAACUCGAGAAGCGCCGAUCGACGCCCGUAGAGCAUAUGGUUGGGGCAGAGGGCGUUGUCACGAUCGACAGCAAGUUGCACUUUGUGGACUUGGCCGGUAGUGAGCGUUUGAAGAACACCGGCGCCACUGGAGACAGAGCCAAAGAGGGCAUCUCCAUCAAUGCGGGUCUUGCAAGUCUUGGAAAGGUCAUUUCACAACUCUCGUCGAAACACAGCGGCGCUCACAUCUCGUACCGCGACUCUCGAUUGACACGACUGUUGCAGGAUUCGUUAGGCGGGAGUGCGAUUACGUACAUGGUUGCAUGUGUUACGCCGGCCGUAUUCCAUCUCAGCGAGACCCUGAACACCGUACAUUACGCUCAACGAGCGCGUGCGAUCCAGAGUAAGCCGGAGAUUCAACAGAGCCAUGAAGAGGGCGAUAAGCAGGCGGCAAUAGAUAGGCUGCGUGCUGAAGUGAGCUUCUUGAGAUCCCAGAUCCGCCACUCGGAGCAGACCGGGGAUAGGAAUACAGACAGCGGUGAUCGAUCCGACCGACUUCGCGGCAAGGAGAGAGAACUCCAAUCCCAACUCAUGGACAUGCAAGAGAACUACAACGCACUCAGUCAACGACACGCCAAGCUUAUCUCAGAGAUCUCCCGAAGUAGAGACAACGAAGAUGCCGAGACGCCUCUCCUGAACGAAGCCAUCGGCGACAACGCCAGCGAGCGAAUCAAGCGAUCGAAUUCGUUUGCGGAAGCCGUCGAGCAGGUCGUUCUUGAGUACGAGAAGACGAUCCAGAGUUUGGAAGGGUCUCUAUCCAAGACUCGAGCAAAUCUGGCCAACACCGAGAGCACCCUCAUGGAGAAGGAGACGCGCAUUGCGUACAUGGACACCAUCCAGCAGCAGCUGCAAGCCAGAAUAUCGAAGUACCUAGAGCGCGAAGCAAACAAUGACUCAUACACAAGGGACCUCGAGAGCAAGAUGGAGGGCGCAACCUCAGAGGAGGAGAAGAAAGAGACCUUGAUCACUGAAUUGCGCAAGGAGCUUGCGCGUGUCCGCGAGAGCGAGGCAGGGGCUGAAGACUAUAUCUCGACCCUUGAAGAACGCCUUGCCGAAGCCGAGCAAGAUUCAGAAAUCAUGCAACGAGAAAUCGAUCGCCUGGAACACGUCGUCGAACGCCAACGCAGUAUCGGUAGGCUCGACAAUCUGCUCGGCGAGUUGGAUGUGGCUCGCGGUAUCGAUUCCCAGACGAAUGGACGACAUUCUUCUGACAUGGCUUCGCGUAUGAACGGUCAUGUCGAGGACGACGAUGAUUAUGACCCUUUCCGUGCGUCUUCAAGACCGACUUCCGUACCUGAGGUCAACUUCAGUCAGCCGGAGCGCUUUCCACCAGGACCGGCCGAGGAUAGAACGCUGCCAGAUGGAGAUGCUGGGCGCAGUCCUGCUCAGAACGACUUCGUGGCGGAGAAGCUGGAGAGCCUGACCCAGGAAUUCUUCGAUCUCCGUUCGGAGCAUGAGACGGUUGUCACCAACUAUGAGAAUCUAGAGCAGAAGUAUCGCACUGCGCUUGAGACGCUCGCCAGGCUGGAGUACGGAAAGAGCAAGCCACCAGGGACUCCGGAGGAGAGUACUCGUGGCUCUUUUUUAGCAGAAGCGGGGAUGAAGGACGAGGAACAGGCUACUGGUGGACAGCCUUCAUCCUCGCGGUUGUUGUCGGAGGAGCAGUCCUCGCGGGAGCCACAGAAUACUGGCGAAGGACCGGAAAAGGAGCCGAGCAGCACGGACAUUGAGCGUCCGGCGGUUCUUGACCAUCUUGCCGUGCAGAACGUUGCCGUGCAGAACGAAAAUAGUCGCUCGGUGGUCUCUUCGCCAGUCGAACACGAAGAGAUGGUGCAGGAGAUGGAGACUCUCCGCAAGCUGCACGCGGAGAAGGAAGUCUCAGUCACUGAACUGACCAAGAACUACAUGAGUCUUGCGCAGCGCCACGAGGCAACUCUUACCCAAGUUGAGGAGUUGAAACAGGAGGUGCAGAAAUCUCAGAGGGCCCAGUCUCCGACCUUCCAGUCCUCCCCGGGUUUCUCCAAAAGUAGCUGGCGAAGGAGGUCUGACGAUUUGCUUGGCGGCAGCUCUGAUCGCGCCUCUCGCUCAUUCGUGUCGAUGAAGACAAUGGUGCUGAGCAACUUCGGGGAUCAGGCAGAUGUGCGGCAAAACUUCGAGCAGCAUCUGACUACCGUCAUGGCUGAGCUGCACAACCGAUCCGAACGUAUGACUGCGCUGGAGUCGGAAUUGACAACGAUCAAGAAGGAGAUGGAGAACAAGCAGCAGAUCAUCACCGGUCUCACCCGCGAACGCACCAGCUUAGCAGCAGCCCAGGCCUCAGGAGCGGACUUCUCCGUCGUUGGCCAGAUGCGUGAUCAACUUAUGGAGAGUGAGAACCAGAUCCGCAUUCUACACGAGCAAAACAUCGCUCGUGAGAAAGAGCUCCAGUCGGAAGUUGACAGCCUCAAGGCAUCUCUUGCAGAGCACCAGAAGAAUCUCUCGCACGAAAACAAUCGGCUGCCAACUCCAGCUGAGGACCUGGCCUUUUCAGAAAUUCCCGGCCAAUUCCCGCAAACUCCUGCGCUUGAAACCGCAUCCGACAAGCAGCUUGCAGAACCUCAGGCCGAUGCAGGCGCAGCUCGCGCUUCUCGUAUGGUGCAGAUGGGCGAGAUCAAUCGACUCCAAAGCGAAGUUACGGCUUGGGAGAAUAAGCACCGAGAUGCCAUGGAUAGCAUGACUGCCACACAAGCGGAGCUCAUGAAUACCAUUACCGACCUUCAGCAGGAGCUGCACAAGGCAGAAAAGGGCGGUCUUUCUUCGAGGGCCGUUCCAGAAGCCGCGGACAGCCAGCAGCUCGUCGAGCAUGAGAUCGUCGAGCUGGAGCGCCAGAAGCAUAGAGAUAUUGUCAUGUCGCUUGAAGGCCAGAUCAAUGAGCACAAGAAAAUUGCUGACGAGCGGGUGUCAAGGCUGGAGCAACUGCAGCAGGCAUAUGCUAAUAUGCUUCAACAAGUCGAUGACGACUCCGAAUCUCGACAACUCGCCGAGAAAGAGCUCGCCACGCAUAAGGAUCUCGUCUCAAACCUCGAGAAUCAACUGCAAGUCCACAAAUCGGCGAUCACAAUCCAUCAGGAGAGCUUGGAAUCGCUCCAAUCGUCGCAUACUAAGGAGAUUGAGGAUCUGACGGACUCGAUGAACCGGCUUGAGAAGGAGUUAAACAAUCGGUAUGCUGCGGUCCAGGAACAGCAUGAAAAGGACAUUGCAGAUCUUUCUGAGGAGUUGAACCUCGCGCGGAAUGAGAUGAGCAACCUGUUGCGCAAUGCUGCGGCCGCUCUCGGCUACGAGACCGACUCUCGGAACUUGCAAUCUCAAAUCCAAGGCCUCGUUGAGGAAGGGAAGGAAUUGCACGCUCGUCAUCUGAAGACCACUAAUGAGCUCAAAGCUGUGCAGGAGGAACUUCAAUCUGCAAUCAACCGCUCAGUGGAAAUGGACAGCCAGAUCACGGAGCUGAACGCCAUAGACGAGGAGAAGAGCACUGCCUUGGCCAAGAUGACCGAGAAAUACAACAAGAGCGCAGCACUUGUCGACCAGCUUGAAGAGCAGCUUAACAACAACUUCGACUCGUACCAUGCCACGAACAAACGCAUGUCCAGCAUGCAGUCGGAGCAGGUGCAGGCUCGCAUUGAGCUGGAGCAGGAGCUAGAGGAGCAGCGAGUGAAGUACACGCAUCUUCAGGUGAGCUCAAGCCGCGUUCUUUGUUUGAAUCGACACUGACUCCUUACAGCAACAGCUCGACCAGUACAAGCACAUGUCUGUCACCUCCAAUGGCUCGUCGCACUUCAAUCGCGACUCUCUCUCGCCAGACACCGCUGCCCAACAGCUCGUACGAUCUGGUUCCGGCUCUGGUCAAGCUAGUCAGCGAAAGUCUGGCCCUACGGCUCUGCCCACGCCACCGCCCUCAAUACCUCUCCCUCCCCUACCAGCUUCGCCCAUCUUCGGCGGCUUCUCGGGCAACUCCUUGGAUCGCAAUGCAUCCCCAGACCCGCGCGGUACUUCUCCCGUGCCUGGAGGCUCACCUCCUCAAUCUCGUCAUGCCUCCCAUGAAGUCAGCCCGAACCCGGCUGCGGUGCAGCUUAUUGAAGAACAAGAGGCGCGCAUCCGUACUAUCGAGAAGCACCUCUUUGCUGAGAAGCAGCUUACUGCCACACUGGAAGAGGCACUCGUCGAUCUCGAGACAUCGGCCAACCGCACCAAGUCGGAGAUGGAGAACUGGCGCAAGAAGUGCCAGGGUCUUGAAGACGAGCUCGUCAGUUUGCGCAAAGAGCGCAGCAGCUCUCGGGCCAGCUUGCAGGCAGUCGAAGAAGAGCGUGAGAUGAGAGUGCGCGCUGAGCGAGCACGUCAAGCGCUUGAGCAGCGCAUGGCAGAGCUGAAUGCCAAUAAGAAAAAGAAGAAGGGCGGGCUGAAUUGCUUCUAG
Lecanosticta acicola is the source of this 5459-nucleotide messenger RNA. The record is from the annotation of a GenBank genome assembly. Lineage: Eukaryota; Fungi; Ascomycota; Dothideomycetes; Mycosphaerellales; Mycosphaerellaceae.